Aspergillus steynii IBT 23096 is the source of this 993-nucleotide messenger RNA. Its product is annotated as putative multicopper oxidase. Bases 1 to 993 code for a protein of 330 amino acids. The transcript has a single exon. Gene Ontology annotation, molecular function: nitrite reductase (NO-forming) activity; copper ion binding. The record is from RefSeq and is a predicted model, not a curated record. Lineage: Eukaryota; Fungi; Ascomycota; Eurotiomycetes; Eurotiales; Aspergillaceae.
AUGACCGAAGAGCAAAUCUCGCAGCUCCCGGUAGAAAAAGCUGUUCUUACUUCUGCUCCUAAUGUCCCUCCGCCCAUCACUCGCGACCAUCCCGUCCGCCUUGAAGUCGACCUGACAUCGACCGAGAAAACAUUCCAGAUGACCAGCCAAUACAAGUACGAAGGAUGGACAUUCAAUGACACCAUCCCGGGACCGUUCAUUCGCGCUCGUGUCGGCGACUUCAUCGAACUGACAUUCUACAACAAGGACCUCAGCGGCCGACAGCACAACAUUGAUUGCCACGCGUUCACGGGUCCUGGUGGCGGCGCAGCCCUCACAACAGCCGAGUCCAAUGGUGUCAAGAAAGCAAGAUUUCGACUCCUCAAUCCGGGACUUUUUGUCUAUCAUUGCGCGGCGAACCCUGUGCCGGUUCACAUUGCCAACGGCAUGUAUGGAAUGAUCUAUGUGCAGCCCGAGAAAGAUCUCCCGCCCGUCGACAAAGAAUACUACGUCCUCCAGAGCGAGUUCUAUCAUGAGCCCCCGCAGAUUGGAAUCGACGGCCGCCCCGAAAAGACCGUCGAGUUCUCGUACCCCGAUGCUGUGCGCGAGGAGCCCAACGUGGUCGUUUUCAACGGAAGCGACUCAUCCCUCACAAAGAACCCCUUAACUGCGAACACCGGAGAGACUGUUCGACUGUUUUUCGGAAAUGCCGGCCCCAAUCUCACCAGCUCAUUCCAUGUCAUCGGCAGUCACUUCCGCAAGGUCUAUCGCGACGGUGGCGUUGUCAGUCCCCCAACCGAUAUAUUGUCCACGCUCUCGGUGCCCCCGGGCGGUGCGGCGAUAACUGAAUUGCAAAUGAUCGUGCCAGGUGCCUAUACUCUUGUUGAUCAUGCCAUUUUCAGACUCGAGAAGGGAGCGGUUGGAUACCUGAACGUGACUGGGAAACCGCGGCCGGAUGUUUAUGGGAGUGAGGAGCCACCGGCACCCUGUAUGGGGUGUAAACUGCACCCUUAA